AUGGUGCAGCUGUCUCCAUCCCCAGCCCGGGAUGUCUCUCCUUCACCUGAGUGCUCCGAGAAGGGGAGGCAGGGGAGCCUGAAGGCAGGUAGCCCCAAGAUUGGCUCCCCUGGUGGGCUGAGUCCUCUCCAGCUGGCCCUGGCAGCCUCCACCACCAUCUACCAGGGCUACGAGAGUUACAUCGAGGACGGCCUCAUCUGCCUCAAGCACAAGAUCCGCAACCUGGAGAAAAAGAAGAUUAAAUUGGAAGACUACAGGAAGCGUUUGAAACAUGGGGAAUCACUCAAUCAAGACCAGAUAGAUGCAGUGGAGAAGUAUGAUGAAGUGAUCCACAACCUGCAGUUUGCCCAGGAGCUGCACAAGACCCUUGGUGGCCUAACACAGGAACUACUAAAGGCCCAGAAGAAGGCGUUGAGGAAGGAGCAGAUGGUCAAGCAGGAGGUAGAGAAGAGGAGGCUGUGCAUAGUACUGCAGGUUAAGUUCCUCCUGCAGACCCUGCUGCAGCACGAGCACAUCAGGGAGGACCUCCUCUCUGCCCGCAAGCUCCAGGUUGCAGAGCUACAGAGCCUGCUUGAGCUUGCUGAACUACUGGGGGUGAAGAGGGACAACAAUGUGAGUUUGGAGGAUCAGAUGGAGAGAGCAGCCCUGGUCUACCUGGACCUGCUGGAGGGGACAAAUAAAGCCGUAGCCGGAACCACCUACAAGGUCCUGAAGGCUAAGUUGGCAAAGCUGAUGGAUUGUGGGUACUUUGAUUGUGUACCGCCGCCUCCGAGCAAGAGUCCCAAGGAAGUAGAGGAUCCGAUGACCAAGAAGACGGUGUCUCAAACAGCCAGCCUCUCUACCCUAAUGAUGUCAAACAAAAAAGACAUGCCUAGCAGAGAGUUUCUUAACAGACACUACCUGCCUGACACAGACCCCAAUGGGUGUCGAGACACUCCCAUUACUCAGAACUGGAAGGCUGAGUUCCAGGCUAUGAAGGAACAGGAGCCACCGGACUCAUGGGAUAUGGAGUCCGACUCCACUCAGCCUGUAAUCCAGAAACCAUGGAGAGGGGCGGCUGUGUUAAUCUCCAAAGUUCCAGUUACCUCCAAGAAACAAAAUGUCGAACCCAAACAGGCACUUCGUGUGAACACCCCUGUGGAGGUGUUCAACUCCCAGUCUUCCUUGCCCAAGGACCCCAUCCUGCGCAAACAGCAGCUGGAGGACCUGAUGACCAAGAUCAGAGGCUCCUUCAGCUUCAUGCAGGAUUCUCUUCUGGAUGGAGAAGGAUCACCCACUAACGGCCAUCCUAGACUGGGCCGGCAUGCCUCUGGAUCCUCCUCUCCACUCGUACAGAGAGAUUCAAGGAGAAGCCCAGUGGACCUUCUCCCCAAAACACUGCAUUCCACUCCAUUGCCUUCUAAACUCCUCCCUGUUGAUGACGAACCCAGUCUGACCAAUGGAGAUGGGGGUUGCCUAGAGAGCUGUGACCUGGACCUAACUACGGAGGACCUGGCUCACAUCAUAACCAUUGAUCCAUGUCUGCUGCUGUCUGAGAGUGAGACUGCCUGCCCCUCUCCUCCAGCUCCUCCUCCCCUCUACCGUAGGGAGUCCUCCAUCUCCAUCACCCUGGACGAGAAGACCUCUUCUCGGACUCCCAUCUCUGAAUCCGGUAAGCAAUCCCCCUGUAACGGUGUGGUGCCUCCUUGUACUUCCACCCAAGGGCAGCCCUUUUCAACCCCUCCCAGCAGACGUACACUCACCAUGGCCCCCCCUGUUCCCUUCCAGACCAUGCAUUCGGUAUUCAAGGUGAACGCCCCCUUACUUCCGACUGGAGACUUUAAAUCUGAUAUUAUCCCCUAUUCGGACUCCAACGGCCUGUGCUAUGUCACCACCAGCACCCAGACCCCACCGGAGUUUGCUCCGUCGGAGGACGAACACCUACAGUCGGUGAACCAGUCUGAAUGUCUGGUGGGUAGUGGUGGGCAGAUCUUCCUGUCCCCUGGCCAAUCAGGUGGCACCAUGGGCCGUUCUGACCAAUCAUACUACAGAGGAUCUGUUAGAGGUAUUGCACGUGGUGGCAAGGGGUUGGCACACUCCUACUUUCGCUCUUCUGGUGGGCACAGAGGAGGAAGCUUCAUCCCCCAGGCUCACCUGUACGGAGCUCGGGACACUGGCUACCAACACAGCUACAGGCGCGGUGGAGGCAAUACAGGACAAAGGCACAAUAAUAGAACAGGUUGGAGUGACUCCUCCCAGGUGAGCAGCCCAGACCGGGAGGGCAACUACUCCCUGGUGGACUCCGCCCACGGCGACUCGCUGCAGGGUGUUGGCAUGGACCUCACCCCCCAGGUGACCCCUCAUGCCCCCCACACCCUGAUGCACGUACCCAUGUACCCGCUCCCCCAGCAUCCCCAGCCCCUCCGCGUGGCCUUCACAGCAGCCCGCACAGCCAACUACACCCCGGGCACCCUGGACCAGCCCAUCGCCUUUGACCAGCUCCACAGCAACCUGGGGGAAAUGUUCAACACCAACGUGGGUCGUUUCACCUGCCCAGCCAACGGCACCUACGUCUUCCUCUUCCACAUCCUCAAGCUGGCGGUCAACGUGCCGCUCUACGUCAACCUGAUGCGCAACGACGAGGUGAUGGUGUCUGCGUACGCCAACGACGGGGCUCCGGACCACGAGACGGCCAGCAACCACUCCAUCCUGCAGCUGUACCAGGGAGACCAGGUGUGGCUGCGGCUGCACCGCGGCUCCAUCUAUGGCAGCAGCUGGAAGUACAGCACAUUCUCUGGCUUCCUGCUCUACCAGGACUGAGCUAUUGGGGCCUCUUGAGCCAACAUGGAGGAUACAGGUGGAGGAGAGACUAUUGCUUUGCACUAAACAGGAGAAACUGACAUUUUCCAUUUCAUGUGGCAGACUGCAUACCCACCCAGUGCUGGGUUCAUUGCCUACCCCAGUCCUGGAGUGUAUGGGGAGUGUUCAUUGUUCAAACCUUUCAGGGUCACCCUUUUGUUUAC
Messenger RNA from Salvelinus namaycush (lake trout), 3002 nucleotides. Its product is annotated as caprin-2-like. Lineage: Eukaryota; Metazoa; Chordata; Actinopteri; Salmoniformes; Salmonidae. The coding region runs from base 1 to 2799 and encodes 932 amino acids. Gene Ontology annotation, molecular function: signaling receptor binding. Gene Ontology annotation, biological process: positive regulation of canonical Wnt signaling pathway. The record is from RefSeq and is a predicted model, not a curated record. Gene Ontology annotation, cellular component: cytoplasm. The transcript has 19 exons.